AAAGCAAGGGCUGUGGUCUAGCUGCCUCUGGUGCUGUGCUUGUACAAUGUGUGUGUUACUGGGACCCUGAGCAAACAGCAGAAAUCGCCAAAUACACAGGGGCAGUGACAAGAGGCUUAAGCCACUGGAGAAUCUCUCUGGUUUGCAAAAGCUCCUAGACCACCGGUAACAACCUAUGGCCUAUGGGGACAUCAAAAACAAGUGUAGACUGGCCUGGAGACUGUGGAAUCUCCCAUUUCUCACCAAAUAUAGCUGGAAGGAUCGUAUCUGGAAAUGAAGCUCGGCCACAUUCAUGGCCUUGGCAGGUCUCUCUACAGGUGCGUCCCAGAGGGAGCAGGUCCUUCAGCCAUGUGUGUGGAGGGACCCUUGUUCACAAAAACUGGGUUCUGACUGCGGCGCAUUGCUUUCAGAAGGGGAAAGCAGAGGACACUGGGAACUGGCGUAUUGUCCUUGGGAAACACAAUCUGAACCGCACAGAGAAGACUGAGAAAGUCUAUCGAGUAAAGAGAAUUUACAGGCAUGAGCGCUUCCGGUACCCCACCCUCAACGAACUGGACUACGACAUUGCUCUGGUCAGGUCAGCUACAGAUAUUCCCCAAUCCAACUUUAUCCGAUAUGCCUGCAUGCCCACAAAAGCCAGUGUCCUGAAGCCUGGCCAUCACUGCUGGACCACAGGCUGGGGAGACACCAGAGGACGAAAGGAUAAUGUGACACUGUCUGAAGUUUUGAACCAAGCCAAGCUGCCGGUGAUCGACCACCACACCUGCAAACUGAAGAAAUACUGGGGUGACCGAGUGCGGAAAACCAUGAUUUGCGCUGGGUUCAAGGACACCGAGGGACACCCUGCUGCCUGCCAGGGGGAUUCAGGUGGGCCUUUGCUCUGCCAGAUUCAUUCAGAUAAGUGGGAAGUGCAUGGUGUUGUCAGCUUCGGACCAAUUGGUUGCACAGUGGAGAACAAGCCCAGCGUGUUUACCCGAAUCAUAACGUACAUCCCCUGGAUGGAGACAACAAAGAUAAGAGAUUACUUCCUACACUGAAGGAGAAUAGUGUGCAGCCUAAAAUCAUUACUUUA
Messenger RNA from Callorhinchus milii (elephant shark), 1072 nucleotides. RefSeq lists its product as uncharacterized. Gene Ontology annotation, molecular function: serine-type endopeptidase activity. The record is from RefSeq and is a predicted model, not a curated record. Gene Ontology annotation, biological process: proteolysis. Lineage: Eukaryota; Metazoa; Chordata; Chondrichthyes; Chimaeriformes; Callorhinchidae. The coding region runs from base 183 to 1037 and encodes 284 amino acids. The transcript has 7 exons.